This is a messenger RNA of Symbiodinium natans, 2394 nucleotides long. NCBI's taxonomy places the organism in Eukaryota, Dinophyceae, Suessiales, Symbiodiniaceae. The record is from the annotation of a GenBank genome assembly.
AUGGCGCUGCUGAGCAACCUCAGCCUUUCGCUGCUCCGGGACAAGCCUGCGAAAGGCAAAGCCGAGCCAGCGCCCGAGAAGGCCAGCGCGCCCCAACCCGAGGCCAAAGCCAAGGCGGUGCCGGCUAAACCGGCCGCAGCCGCUGUUCACCAGAGGCCCGCCCCACCCGCAGCUCCGAGCCCGACUCUGCGCCCGGCAGCAGCUCCGAAGGACGCGGCAGUGCCCGCAGCCCCGGCAGCCAAAAGCGCUGAUGCAGAGGCUGCUGCUCCGAAGAAGGCCAUAGGCAGCCUCCUUGGUGCCUAUAGCGACAGCGAGGAUGAGGCAGAGGCCCCGCGGAGCGACACCGUCGCAGCCGCGGCUGUGGCCGCAACCGCAGGGGCCAACGUGGCGAAGGCGCUUUCGUCGAAGACCCCGCCAGCAGCCCCCGAGGCGUCGCGAGUGGCUACGAAGAGCGUGCCACUUGCACCCGCACUGCCCAAAGCGCCCGCGAAGCCCCGCACGGAGUCUGGGAAGGCCGCGGGGGUGAUGCGCCGAGCCACCACCGCGCAAAUUGCGGCAGCGGCGCGGCACAAUGGGCUGGCGGCCGCCCGUGAGCCGCAGCCAGUGCCUAACCAGGUGGAGCGCAUCGACAUGGGCAAGAUCGAUGGGGAGGAGCUCACACAAGCCGAUUUGGCUCCAAUCGCGCAUAAGUGCGGACCCGGCGCGUGGCGUUGGCGGGUGCGCGAGUGGCGGCCGGCUCCCAGAGGGCCUCCGCUGGGUUCCGCUCGCCUGGGGCCUGCGACAAGUGCACCGGAGCCUGACAGGGGCGAGGAGGAUCCCGACUACGAGGACUUCGCCUUCUUCGCUGGGCUCUCUGAAGCCCCAAGCGCCUCGGAAGCCAUCGAGCUUGAGGAGGUGCCGCCGCCCCCGCCGUCUGCGGAGGCCUCCGCCCCUUCGCGACCCCUCGGUUUCCGACGCAAUGAGGAGGCCGAGAGGAAGCGGCAGUUGGAGCAACUCGAGAAGGAGAAGCAACGAAAGGAAGAGGAGGAGAGACUCCGGCGGAAGAGGGAGGAGGAGGAGCUGGAGAGGGAAAGAGAAAGAGAGCGUCAGCGGAAGGAUGAAGCUGUUCGCAAAGCCGAGGAGGAGCGCGAGCGUCGUGCCCGACUUCGACAGCAGCAGGAGGACGAGAAGAAGCGAUCCGAGCAGGAGCGCCUCGAGAUGGUGCGAAAGCGAGCCAAAGAGAUCGAGGAGCGCCAGCGUCAAGCGGAGGAGGAGUUCGUGGCAAGUUCCGCGGAGAGCCGGAAGAAGGCUCGCGCCGAGGCGCAGCCGAAGCCCCCGGAGGACUCCGGCGAAGGUGGAGGCUCCGAUGGAAGCUCCGCAGGCAAAGGAAGCGGCUGGGCCAAGGACGCCAAGCGAGUGAAGGUCGCAGCACAGCAGGAGGAGGCGGAGCCUGAGGCGAAGGACUUGGGCAUCUUCGCAGAUCCAUCCGAAGUUCCCUUCCGUCGCCCUGACGGCUCUACCAGCCCCGGAGACUCCGCCGCCUUCUACGCCAUUUCGUCCGUUUCAUCGACUUCAUCCUUCAACUGCUGUUCUGAAGGCGAAGACCACGGCUCCAUCACCUCCACCCGCUUCUUCGUCAUCAAGCUCUUCAACUCAGAGGCCUUUGCCGACUCCAAAGCCUUUGUUAACUCCAUCAGCUUCAUUGUCAUCAGGCAUUCCGGCACCAAAGACUCCACCGAAGGCUCCGCCUCGGUGACAGGGAUUCCUCGUGUGAUUGACUUCCAUCCCCUGAAGACAGAGGUGCUGGACUUUGAGGGUGUUAAGGUGAAGCUUACGGAACCAGCUUUCGAGAGAUUCUCUUUUGGUUUGAGCUUGGAUUUUCACGGAGUGUUGGAUCGAUAUCACAAAAAGUCAACGAGCUGGGCGGAUCCUAGGCCCGAGUUUCCUUCAGAGUGUGUGGCAGCCUUGCGCGAUCUUCAUUCGUUGAUUCCGCGCUACGGGGGUUUAUUCUUCGUCUGCAGUUGCUGUCAUCACGAGGACACCAAGAGGCACGAGGUUGAGACGACAGUGAAUUCCUGUGAUACUCUUUUCACGCAGAUCGGGGAAUCGCCUAUUUGCCUCAUUUUCAUUACGAGGAAGGCCACUGGUCCGUUGGGGAAGCGUGUAGUGCUGGAGAAACUGGCAAAGGAGGUUGAGCUCCCCAUCAUUCACGUCGACGACUCUGCGGAUGUCUGUGACGAGCUGGCGGGCUCUGAGCACGUGAUUCCUCUGCAUAUUGCCAUUCCGAAGAGAUCCAAGGGGAGUCGUGGACAGCGCGCUAUUUUUCCGCGUGCUCCCGUGCCUUCCUUUGACAGCUUUCCGGAGUGUGCUGACGCUAUCAGAGGUCAGGUGCGGAAGUGGUUUCCGGACGUCUAA